Molecule: messenger RNA, 2297 nt
Organism: Vespa mandarinia (Asian giant hornet)
Lineage: Eukaryota; Metazoa; Arthropoda; Insecta; Hymenoptera; Vespidae
Gene: SCCRO3
Product: defective in cullin neddylation 1 domain containing SCCRO3
Biological process (GO): protein neddylation
Cellular component (GO): ubiquitin ligase complex
Molecular function (GO): ubiquitin-like protein binding; ubiquitin conjugating enzyme binding; cullin family protein binding
Source: RefSeq, a predicted model, not a curated record
UUGAAAAUAUACUCUCGAAUAAUACUCUUUCCAAAAUAGUGCUUUAUCUAGCUUUAUUUUUUCUUUAAUAUUUCUAUUGGUCAAUAGUAAUUCAUGUUUCUCCCGGUAAGCGGCCAUAUUAGUUCUAGAUUAAUUUAACAAAAGUGAGUGUUCCGUGCGUGGAAUGAAAUUAUCACCGUCGUGUAUCAAAUUGAGUGUGCACCGUAUUAAGCAAGGUUACAUUGUUACAAAUGACAGUGGCACUUGAUCAAAUGCGAAUACGACCGAGAAGUCAUGUGAACGAAAUGCAUGGAAAUAUUAGGACGAAUACGUCUUGUUGAUCUCUAUUAGUGCGUACAAGUACAUCUUAUUUGUGACACUUUAUGAAUGUGGUCAAAGCAAAAGAUCAUCUUGCGGGGGGUCUUGGCUGGGAUUACCAAAAUCUGACUAGACCAAAAAGCCGCCUUACUGAGAAGCUUUUUAUAUCAAGACUGCCAAUCUAAGACUGAAUUACUGAUGCAUGGGAUAAUUAUCUUUAAUGUCGAGUACGGACAGCAUCAAUGGGAAACUGUUUUUCUUGUUUCAAGGUGCCACUUCCACCAGUCGCUACGGAACAAUCAAUUGUAUUGGAACAUAAAGACGAAACAAUGGAACUAAGAGGAUUAUUCCCAAAUUCUUGCCAACAAACUGGUACACUCGUGCCUGCAGAAACACAUGUCAAUGGAAACAAGAAAUCAUUAAAUACUGUACCUAUGCUUAAUAAUGUAGGGUCAGAUAACUGUGGAUCCAUGCCUAGUAUACAAAAUAACUUACGUUUGUCUCGAGGAUUUUAUGCACGAUUACCUCCACUAGGUCGUUCAGGCACUUCUUCAGGUCUUAACUUAACCACAGAAUUUAAACAGCAACGAGAACCGUCAGAAAGCAAAUUGAAUGGAUUGUUUGACCAAUAUAAGGAUUUACAUGAAGAUGUAAUAUUAGCUGAUGGAAUAGAAAGGCUUUGCAAUGAUUUGCAACUAUUUCCAGAUGAAUUUAAAGUACUUGUUCUAGCUUGGAAAUUAAAUGCUGAACAAAUGUGCCAAUUUACCCGUCAAGAAUUUAUAACAGGGUUGAAAGCUAUGCGUGUUGACAGUAUACGUGGUAUUCAGGCAAGAUUACCUGAAAUUGUGCAAGAGUUAACAGUCAAUAGUGAUUUAUUUAAGGAUCUCUAUCGAUUCACAUUCCGCUUUGGUUUGGAUGUUACCUCUGGUCAACGAAUACUGCCAGCUGAUAUGGCUAUUGUCCUUUGGCGACUUGUUUUUACAAUUCGAGAACCUCCACUUUUAACAAGAUGGUUAAAAUUUCUUGAAUGUCAUCAUGUUCGAGGUAUACCUAGAGACACUUGGAAUAUGUUUCUAAAUUUUGCUGAAAGCAUUGGAGAUGAUCUUGGUGCUUAUGAUGAUGCAGAAGCAUGGCCAAGUUUAUUUGAUGAUUUUGUAGAAUAUGAAAAUGAUCAAAUGAACCAAAACAUUACUAAAGAUGACAUAAUGAAGGAUGCUUCUAUUGAUAAGGCUUAAAAUAUCUGCUUAGAAAAAACAUUUAUUGAAUUAAAAUACAGUCAUAUAUCUGGCUUUUGAAUAGAAUCUUCUAAAAUGACUUAACGAUAUAGAUAUAUGUGAAGAAAUGGUAGGAUAACAUUGUGAUAUUUACGAAUAUUUUUAAUCAGUGAAUUAGUGAAAUGACUAAAUUAUACAUUUUUUAUUCAAAAGUGACAUUACAUUUCCAAAUAUGAAUGGUGUAUUUUAAGUUAUAUAUUAAUUUAUUAGUAAAGGGUUGUGAAUUUUGUACACAGAAAAUUAAACGAUAAAUUCUUUAUUUGUUGACAAAUUCAUGUCAAAAAACAUGGUGUAAAGUAAAAAUAACAUACAAUACUCCUUGUAAGAAUAUAGUAAUUUUUAAAAAUCUGUAUAUUACAAAAUCGUAACAUUACAGUUUGCAAGAAUGAUUAUAUGUUGAGGUAUCAUUUUUUAUGAGAUAUUUUAUUGAUAAUGAUAAAAGAUGAUAUUUAUUGUUAAAAUUGCAUUUUGUUACAUAUUUUUGUAUUGUAAUACCAAAAUUUGCAUUUCAAAUAUCUUUAAAUAUUAAUCUAUAAUGGUUUAUAAUAUGAUAUCUCUUUUAAUAGAGCACAUAUAAAUAAAUUGAAAAUAUUUGACGAAAAUGGAAAACAUUAAUAUAUAGUAUAUAAGAUUAAUUAAUUGAGUAUAAAAGUAUACUAUGUUUGUGACAAAAACAAAAAUUACAACGGUUAUAAAAAUAUCUAAAGUACAUUUUGAUUAGAUAUU